Molecule: messenger RNA, 981 nt
Organism: Silurus meridionalis
Lineage: Eukaryota; Metazoa; Chordata; Actinopteri; Siluriformes; Siluridae
Gene: psmd9
Product: proteasome 26S subunit, non-ATPase 9
Exons: 6
Coding region: 6-683 (225 amino acids)
Biological process (GO): proteasome regulatory particle assembly
Cellular component (GO): nucleus; cytoplasm
Molecular function (GO): protein binding
Source: RefSeq, a predicted model, not a curated record
CCCCUAUGGCACGCCGUACGAAGUUCGGUCAGACAGCAGCCAUGAAGAUGAUGGAGGAAAGCAGUGCGGAGGAAGCCGUGGUAACUAUGGAGGACGUCCAGCGUCUGGUCAAAAAGAAAGAUGAGAUCGAGGAGCAGAUUAAAGCAUAUUACGAAGUGCUAGAAGAUCAGGGUGAUGUGGGCAUGCAUGCGCCUCUGGUGGACGCGGAAGGCUACCCUCGCGCCGACGUGGAUUUGAUCCAGAUCCGUGCAGCGAGGCACAGCAUCUCAUGUUUGCAGAACGAUCACAAAGCGAUCAUGGUGGAGAUCGAAGAGGCCCUUCAUAAGCUGCAUGCCCGGGAAAGAGCCAAGCGUGAGGAGGACCAGAGCGCCGCACGGAUGGAGAGGAUGGAGCAGGACGUGCCGUUGCCUCCUCCUUUCGCUCGAGUAGACGCUGUGACUCGGGGAUCCCCUGCUUAUCAGGCGGGUCUGUGUGUUGGCGAUGAGAUCAUUGAGUUCGGCUCUGUGAACCCGAGCAACUUCCAUAACCUGCAAAACAUCGCUUCUGUGGUGCAGCACAGUGAGGGGAAAUCGGUGAGUGUUGCAGUGAUUCGGAACGAACAAAAAGUUCGUCUCAGUUUAACUCCACAACGCUGGUCUGGAAAAGGCCUUCUGGGGUGCAACAUAAUCCCUCUUCACAGAUGACUGGGAUUUACAAAGAUCUCGACGUGUCUUUAAUCCAACUUAAGCACUUUUUUUUUUUCUCUUUAUUACUGAAUAAUCAAACCAAUUCCAAAUUUUCCAAUAGACUGUGUUUGGGUUGAUUUUGAAAUUCCGAAAGCAUCGGGUUACACGUGGAAACUGGUUCCGCACAACCGCACUUGGGGGGAAAAAAAUAUUUGUGUUAUUUUAUUAUAGUGUAAAGGAAAAAUUCAAAUUGCGAACAUGGAAUAAAAUUGGUUAUUUUUUCUCUUGCAAAUAAAUAAAUAAACACACGUGUGCA